This is a messenger RNA of Trametes versicolor FP-101664 SS1, 806 nucleotides long. Its product is annotated as NADH-ubiquinone oxidoreductase 20 kDa subunit. Gene Ontology annotation, molecular function: NADH dehydrogenase (ubiquinone) activity; 4 iron, 4 sulfur cluster binding; quinone binding. Lineage: Eukaryota; Fungi; Basidiomycota; Agaricomycetes; Polyporales; Polyporaceae. The record is from RefSeq and is a predicted model, not a curated record. The coding region runs from base 22 to 705 and encodes 227 amino acids. The transcript has 7 exons. Gene Ontology annotation, biological process: mitochondrial respiratory chain complex I assembly; aerobic respiration; electron transport coupled proton transport.
GUCUCUCCGUCCCCCACCAUCAUGUCGCUCUCUGUCACCCAAGCAGCUCUCGCCAACGCAGGCCGGCGAGCAGCUCUGCGGCCGCAAGUCGGUGUCGCCGCAUAUCGCCAACUUCAUUCUUCCCGCCCUGCCUCUAAGCCCUCUGUCAUUCCUACCAACUCUACGAACCCCGCCGAGCCGAUCACCCAAAUUGCGAAGACAGGUUCGAACCAGCUAAGCCUGGAGACCCCUUCGAACCGUGCGGAAUAUGUGUUGUCUACACUCGACAAGGUCGCAAAUUGGGCACGGCAGGGCUCUAUGUGGCCCAUGACUUUCGGUCUCGCCUGCUGUGCCGUGGAGAUGAUGCACAUGGCCGCAGCGCGGUACGACCAGGAUCGUCUGGGUGUCGUCUUCCGUGCCAGUCCUCGGCAGUCCGACAUCAUGAUUGUCGCGGGAACGUUGACGAACAAGAUGGCCCCCGCCCUGCGCAAGGUGUACGACCAGAUGCCCGAGCCUCGCUGGGUUAUCUCGAUGGGUUCGUGUGCGAACGGAGGUGGAUACUACCACUACUCGUACUCCGUUGUGCGCGGGUGCGACCGUAUCGUGCCGGUGGACAUCUACGUCCCGGGUUGCCCGCCCACGGCGGAGGCGUUGCUUUACGGGAUGCUGCAGCUUCAGCGCAAGAUGCGGAGGUCCAGGAAGGGCGUGCUCUGGUAUCGGAAGUAGUUGAGCUCAUCAUGAUGGAGCUGGCGGUUGGGACCACUCUAUCUACAGUAGGGCCAGAGUAUAGAUACCGAAUGAGAGCGUUCUGCCUGCGGUCUGCAUUG